Nanorana parkeri is the source of this 1797-nucleotide messenger RNA. It is a transcript of the gene CCM2L, whose product is annotated as CCM2 like scaffolding protein. The transcript has 10 exons. Gene Ontology annotation, biological process: heart morphogenesis. Lineage: Eukaryota; Metazoa; Chordata; Amphibia; Anura; Dicroglossidae. The record is from RefSeq and is a predicted model, not a curated record. Bases 1 to 1797 code for a protein of 598 amino acids.
AUGGAACAGGCAAAGAAAGGAAAGAAGGCUCUGGUCUCCCCACUAAAGAGACUGGUGUCACUGAAAUCUGCCCGGCGCUCUGCGGCAAAGAACAGCACCUACCGACGUCCUCUCCAUUCCGCGCCUGUCAUGCCCCCUGACUACCUGCUGGACCCUCAGAUCCUGCUGCAUGACUAUGUGGAGAAAGAAGUGAAGUUCUUAGGUCACCUGACUUGGGUAGUCGCCUCCUUGAAUCCAUCUAGCCGAGAUGAAAUCUUGCAGCUCCUGGACACAGCUCGGCAGUUGAAGGAGCUGCCCUUGCACUGCACCCCGGAGCAGGACAGCAUCCUCAGCAUGUCCGCCCGCAGCCUCCUACUGACCUGGAGGGACAACGAGGAGCUGAUCCUGCGGAUUCCCACUCAUGAGAUCGCCGCUGCUUCCUACGUCAGGGACGACGCGCUCCACCUUCUCGUCCUCAAAACAGGUCUCGGAUUGGACCCGGUGCCGGCAGCAAGUAGUCUCGAGCGAAAGCCACCCGCCGGCAAGGCCGACAGAGCAGGCGCCAAGCCUGUGGGGGGCGCCAUGGAGAGGCGCCACACUAUCUGCAGCUUGGACUGGAAAAUGGCUCAUAGGACAUCAGAUGGGCGACCCAAAGGAGGAGGCAGCUUGGAGAGGCGAGGAGGAAAACAGGAGAAUGGAAGCUGGGAGAAGAGACAGGGAGGGCAGGCCUGCCCCAACUGGGAGAGGAGAAUGACCUUCAGCGGCAGCUGGGAGAAGAGGCAGCCGUGUGGGGGAAGCUGGGAGAAAAGACAACAGCCCUGCGUAGGCAGCUGGGAGAGGCGGCAACCUUGUGGAGGUAGCUGGGAAAAGCGUCAGCCUAGUGGAGGAAGCUGGGAGAGGCGGCAGACCUGUGGUGGCAGCUGGGAAAGGCGUCAGACCUGUGGUGGCAGCUGGGAGAAGCGGCACACAGGGCACAACCCUUUAGAUCCAAAGGAACCUUGUGCAGAUGCCUACUGCAACCUUAUCAUCCUGGCAGUAGAGAACAGGGACGCUGCCGAAGAAUCCUGCGCUCUCAUCUGCCAAGUAUUCCAAAUCAUCUACGGAGACCAGAGCAUUGAAUGCGUAGACCGCGCUGGGUACCAUUAUACAUCACCACCAGAAAGACCAUGGUUGUCCCGAUGUGACAGCUCACACACAGAUGGGACGUUCUCCUAUGAUGCAGACUACAGCUGCUGCAGCUCUUUUAAUGGUUCUCACGACACGUUUGAAGUACAUUACAGCGGCGAGUCGUCUCCUUCAUUCGCCACGUCUGAGCAGAGUUUGGCAUCGGGCGCCAGUGAUGGCGAUCAGACCGGCGUGCCCCUGGAGCAGCUGCAGGACUAUAUGAUCACUUUAAGGAACAAGCUGACCCCUGUGGAGAUCUAUCGCUUUGCAUGUCUCCUGCGUGAAUAUCGCCUCGGGAUGGACGUGAAAGACUAUUGCCAGGAGCUUCUGCAUCUGUACGGAGAAAACCGAAAAUUUCUUCUGCUUGGCCUCAGACCUUUCAUCCCCGACAUGGACAUCGGCUACUUCGAAGGUUUCCUGGGGAGCAUUGGGAUAAGAGAUGGCGGGAUCCUGACGGACAGUUUCGGCAGGAUCAAGCGCAGCAUGAGCAACACAUCGGCCUCGGCGGUGCGCAACUACGACAGCUGCUCGCCAAGCUCGCCCUCCCAGUCCUUCAACCGCAUGAUCACAGACAUCACUCACAAUAUCGAAGCUCUGGCAAGGGAUGAUGAUGAUGAUGACGACGACGACGAUGUCAAUGACGAUUUCUUGUGA